AGUGCAACAGAGAGCCAGUUCUCGUAAGUUACGAAGCGUCUUCCUGAACCGGCACAUCAAGCGCAAGGUUGUUGUGAAAGUAUCUGCGACUGUUUGACUGACGCCGCUGGCCGGCAUUCGUAGUCUUUCAUUCAGCCGUACAUAUUUUCCUGUUCGCUUAGGAUCGAGGACUUCGUCAUGAAGCUGGGCGCUGCUUUCGCUUUGGGUGGGUUGAUUGUUGGUGCGGUUGCACAUCCGCUCAAUAUCAAACGCGCUGUGACUACCGAGGUGGUCUUCGUCACCGAGACGGUUGCUGAUGCAGUUGUGUACGUUGACGAGAAUGGCUCCCCGUACCUCACUUCGACCGUGGAGCGCGCCACCACCACCGCAUCCACUUCAGUCGAGCCCACUUCUGUUGCGUCUUUCACUGCGAUUCUGACCUCAGCUCCGGCCGAGUCUCCGCAGCCAGCUCCAGCUCCACCGCUAAGUCCGUCGCCAUCCGCUGAGCCUUCGUCUGUUGUUAUCCAGAACGUAGAACUCACAUCCACUGCUGCCCCCAUCCCGCCGGCGCCAGCACCCACUUCCGCAGCUCCGGCGCCAGCGCCCACUUCGGAAGCACCUGCUCCAGUGCCUGAGCCGACUGUUCAGGCUCAGGAGGCCCCGUCACCUGAGCCAUCUUUCCAAGCCCAGGAGGCUCCUGCACCGCAACCAAGUGCUGCCUCGGCCGAUAGUUUUCCUCUCGGCAUCACGUACGAUCCGUACAAAGGCACGAAUGACAAGGUGGACUGUAAGACCGCAGACGAGAUCACCGCAGACUUCAACACGAUGAAGGACUACAAGAUUGUCAGGAUCUACGGCAACGACUGCGGCCAGAUUCCUGUCGCUGUCCGAGCAGCCAAGCAGAACGGUCAAAAGUUGAUGGGCGGUAUUUACGCGCCUCUUCAGGACGUCGAUAGCGUCGUCAGUGCCUUGUCGGACGCAGUGAAGAAGGAAAACGGCGGCAGCUGGGACAUCAUCAGUCUCGUUAGUGUCGAAAAUGAGAGAGUCAAUGCAAAGGCCAUGACUGCUAGCGACGCCCAAUCCACCAUCGAUCAGGCACGCACAGCGCUCCGGAAUGCUGGAUUCAACGGACCGGUCGGGGCAGUGGAAACCGUCCCUGCUGUUAUUGACAACCCGGGAAUUUGCUCCGCAUCCGACAUGGUGCUAGUCAACGUGCACGCCUGGUUCGACCCCAACACCAAGGCCGCAGAUGCAGGCAAGUUUGUAAAGAGCGAGGUCGCCCGCGUCAAGAAGGCGUGCGGCAACAAGCGCGUCGUCGUCACCGAGUCGGGCUGGCCGCACCAGGGCGACAGCCACGACCAGGCCGUGGCCUCGCCGGAUGCGCAGAAGGCGGCCAUUGCGUCGAUCCGCGCUGAAUUCAGCUCAGAUCUGUUCCUCUUCAACGCCUUCGACACGCUCUGGAAGUCGGACGACGCGUCUACGUUCAAUGCGGAGAAGUACUGGGGUAUCUUGUGAGGUAUUCGACCCGGGCUGGAGCUGAGGGCACGGAGUGUGGUUAUCUUCGAGCGGGCGAUGAGUCGGUGUAUGUUUUGUGUUCAUUUCUGCCAGGCUUAUCGCACGGGGGUGGAUAAGCGAUGCAUUUUUGUGUUAUGAAUCAUGGACAUGG
Molecule: messenger RNA, 1645 nt
Organism: Paraphaeosphaeria sporulosa
Lineage: Eukaryota; Fungi; Ascomycota; Dothideomycetes; Pleosporales; Didymosphaeriaceae
Product: glycoside hydrolase
Exons: 2
Coding region: 178-1494 (438 amino acids)
Biological process (GO): cell wall organization
Cellular component (GO): fungal-type cell wall; extracellular region; cell surface
Molecular function (GO): glucan endo-1,3-beta-D-glucosidase activity; 1,3-beta-glucanosyltransferase activity
Source: RefSeq, a predicted model, not a curated record